CUCCGACAGAGCGCCGCACGCGACGCCCGCCGCCGCGCCAGCGCGUUGCUGACGCGGCGCCGCCCUCGCCGCACCAGCGCUGCGAGCAACGCGCCUCCUCGCCCGUUCUCGGCCGCGCCGCGCGAGAACGUUACCAGGACCACAAAACAACAUCCGCGCCGCCGCCACACGCCGCGCGCCCUCGUCGCCUUCGGCGCACCUCCCCAGUACCGCAAGUACCGCGCCGGUCACCUCCGCCGCCGCGCUGCGCGCCGCAACAUGGAGCUCCAGCCCGCGCCGAACGCGGCCGGCGCCGCCGACGACCGCGUGACGGCGCUCGCGCGCGCCAAGCUCGCCGAGUUCCAGCGCCUGAAGGGGAUCAAGAACCCCAUGACGCUCGAGGACGCCAAGGCGUCGCACCACAAGUUGUACAAGUCGCUCCUCGCCGAGGCCGCCGCCGAGGUCGAGGGCUCCAAGGAGAACGUCCAUCCCAACACGCCGAUGCGGCCGUCGCCCGCGCCCGCGCCGCGGCGCAAGCUCGCCGCGGCGCGCCGCCCGGCGCCGCCGCCCAAGCCCGACAGCGGCGACGCCAAGCGCCUCGAGCCCGCCGCCACGCCGAGCAGCACCAAGAAGAGAGAGCUCGAGCAGCCGCCGGACGAGGUAUGGCCCGGCGUCCGUCUUCACGCCAUCGACGCGACGUCGACCGGUGUAUUUCCACACAGGAGCCCGCGGCGAAGAAGAAGCCCACGCCGCCGGACCAGGACGACGAGUCCGAGCUCACGGACGACCAGCUGGAGGCGGUCUACGAGGCCAUCCGUAAGUCCGACCACGGCACGUCCACGAAGAAGGUCAUCCAGAGAAAGGCCGAGGUUAUUCUGGGCCUCAAGCGCGACGCCCUCAAGCCCAAGAGGGCCGCGAUCAAGAGUUUCAUGACGGAGUACGCGGCCUUUUUAAAAGACCCCGGACGACGACCUGAUGACGCCGCACCCCUGUACAGGCUGUCAUCCUCGCGACGGCGGCGCACGCCCUGCAGGCGCCGCAGUUGCAACGCGCCCCGCGCGCCGCCGCCGUUUCAGCAGUAGCGCCGGCGCCGGUCUGGGUCGCCGGGUCCAUCCUGGGCGGCGCCGCGGGCACGCCCUUCGUCGUCAAGGCGACGAACAGCUGGUACUCGGACCCGACCGUGCUCAAACUCCCGUCGUGGACGCCGCCGAACAAAGUCUUCAUGCCGGUCUGGACCGUGCUGUACGGCCUCAUCGGCCUCACGGGAUACCGGGCCGCGGUCAAUAGCGCGCUGCCCGGGCUGGCCGUCGGGCAUUACAUUGCCAACCUCGCGUGGGCGCCGCUGUUCUUCGGGCUCAAGAAACUGAAACUCGCGGCGGCGCUCCAAUUUGGGCUGCUGGGGUCCCUCGCGGCCGUCUGGUCGGCCUUCAAGAGGGACGCCCGACUCCUCAUUCCCUACGCGGUGUGGCUCUCCUACGCGACGGUGCUGAACCUCGCGAUCUGCCGGCUGAACCCGUCCGGCGUCCAGACCGUCGAGGACCGGACGCCGACCGGUGUGGCGGCGCUUUACUAA
This is a messenger RNA of Pelagomonas calceolata, 1552 nucleotides long. The record is from the annotation of a GenBank genome assembly. Lineage: Eukaryota; Pelagophyceae; Pelagomonadales; Pelagomonadaceae.